Molecule: messenger RNA, 425 nt
Organism: Paraglomus occultum
Lineage: Eukaryota; Fungi; Glomeromycota; Glomeromycetes; Paraglomerales; Paraglomeraceae
Source: the annotation of a GenBank genome assembly
AUGACGUCCACUGAACAAGUACCACAAACCUAUGAAGACGUUGAGCGCUUGCUAGAAAACGACCAGCGCGUCAAGAUUGCCGGAGCAGACGUGGACGGCAUUCUUCGCGGGAAGGUGUUAGCCAAGAGUAAAUUCUUAUCAACUUUGAGAGAAGGCUUUGGUUUUUGUAGUAUUAUAUUCGGUUGGGACAUGCAUGAUCGAACUUAUACGGAAGACUUGGACGUGUCAAAUCCUGAGAAUGGUUUUUCUGACCUUUUGGCAAAAGUCGACAUUUCAACAUAUCGUCGCAUUCCGUGGGAAAAUAAUAUUCCGUUCUUCCUGGUGUCAUUUUACAAUCCUACAACGAAAGAGCCUCUUCAUGCGUGCCCGAGAGGCUUAUUGAAGACUAUUGUAAACAAGUAUCAUGACUUGGGGCUGGAACCUAU